This is a messenger RNA of Gasterosteus aculeatus aculeatus (three-spined stickleback), 4238 nucleotides long. It is a transcript of the gene agpat3, whose product is annotated as 1-acylglycerol-3-phosphate O-acyltransferase 3. Gene Ontology annotation, cellular component: endomembrane system; endoplasmic reticulum. The record is from RefSeq and is a predicted model, not a curated record. NCBI's taxonomy places the organism in Eukaryota, Metazoa, Chordata, Actinopteri, Perciformes, Gasterosteidae. Gene Ontology annotation, molecular function: 1-acylglycerol-3-phosphate O-acyltransferase activity.
GCCUCCGUGGUCUGUUACUGCCCUCGCGCUCAAUGAAUAUCCAUGCUUAUUGGUCUUUUUCCUCGUCACACAGAAUCUCUGCUAGUUGCGGACCCUGUCUCUGAAUAGUCGCCGCCCAAGGGAGUCUCGGAUCUGGCUGUGUUGCUCCUAAUCCCUGUGUCUCCUUCCGUGGGAUUAUCAUGGAGAUGAAGCAGUACAGCCUGUGACUGUCCACUGCUCUGUGAGGACUUUCCUUCAUGUUCUUUUAUCAUACUGGCUUAAUUUGGUGAACUACCAGGAGCCAAAAUGCUGAACCAGAGUGCUGUGAUGAUCUUCACUGGGAUCUGUGGGGCAUUGGUCAUCAUGGCAAUGGCCUACUAUGUCUACUGGUCCGUAGUAUUGGCUGAAGGGCCGUGUAAGCGCGGCUUGUAAGAGAAUCCCACCGUGGUUGGUCAUAGUGUACAGAAAGGAGCUUACUCCACCCUCCAGGCUCCUCAGCUAUGGCUCUGAUGGCCUGCGUGAAGAGCCUGUUCAUCCUGCAGCUGCUGAUGGGCUUUGUGUUUGUGGUGAGCGGCCUCAUCAUAAACUUCAUUCAGCUCUGCACCUGCGUCCUCUGGCCGAUAAACAGGCAGCUCUAUCGCAAGAUCAACUGCCGGCUGUCCUACUCCCUCUGGAGUCAGCUGGUGAUGCUGCUGGAGUGGUGGUCAGGCACAGAAUGCACGCUAUACACUGACCAGGCCACGGUGGACAAGUUUGGCAAAGAGCACGUCAUCACCAUCCUCAACCACAACUAUGAGAUCGACUUCCUGUGUGGCUGGACCAUGUGCGAAAGAUUUGGCAUCCUAGGGAGUUCAAAAGUGCUCGCCAAGCACGAGCUCCUGAAGGUUCCUUUGAUUGGCUGGACCUGGUACUUCCUGGAAAUCGUCUUCUGCAAAAGAAAGUGGGAGGAGGACCGUAAGACUGUGUUCAAGGGACUGAGCCAGCUCAGAGACUAUCCUGAGUAUAUGUGGUUCCUGCUGUACUGCGAGGGAACCCGCUUCACAGAGACAAAGCACCAAAUCAGUAUGCAGGUGGCAGAGAGCAAAGGCCUGCCCAAGCUCAAAUACCACCUACUACCCCGGACCAAAGGCUUCACCACCACCAUGCAGUGUCUCAGGGGCACAGUGAGUGCCGUAUACGACGUAACUUUGAACUUCAAAGACAACCAAACUCCGACCCUCCUGGGCAUCGUCAAUGGCAAGAAGUACAAAGCCGACCUGUGUGUGAGGCGCUUUCCUGUGGAGGACAUACCAACUGAUGAGAAGGAGUGUGCGAUCUGGCUGCACAAGCUCUACCAGGAGAAGGAUGCCCUGCAGGAAAGCUAUAAAAAGGAAGGCAAGUACCCCGGACCCACAAUCGUCCCCCGUCGCAGGCCAUGGACUCUGUUGAACUUCAUGUUUUGGGCCACCCUGCUUCUCUCGCCCCUCAUCAACUUUGCUUGUGGAGUGGUCGUCAGCGGCUCGCCUCUCCUCAUCAUUGGCUUUAUCGUUUUCCUCAUCAUAGCCUCAAUAGCCAUCCGCCGUCUCAUAGGGGUCACCGAGGUGAAGAAAACGGGCUCCAGUUACGGCAACCCGGAGGCCAAGAAACAAAACUAAAGUGUACCCACCUCCCCUUCCCCCCGCCCCUCCCGCGUACAGCCGCUUCUAUGCGGCCACUCUUUGGUAUCUCUCCCUUUCCCAACUUCCUUCUCCUCCGAACCGUUGAGUCAGCUGGUAGUUAGGGGAGGAGACGCAGCUGUGUUACGUGAUGAGAGCAGAGUUAAAAAUACUAAUGGCACUAGAUUGUGAGUGAGCAAAGCGGGCCUGGGGUUCAAAGUCUCUAACAUAUAAAGAGGGGAGAAGGGGUGCAGCACUGGAUUCCCCUCCAUCUUUCUUAGUUAAUCCCACCACCUUCAUCCAAGUUCUGUAAAAUCCCGGUAACACACAAGUUUAAGCUUCUUCACCAGAAGAAAAGAAAUGUACCGUUUAACUUCAAGGUAUCCGGCCAGGCAGACCGUUUAAUGUGCUCUGUCUGAUACACCGCUGACACUUCUUCUGCUCCUCCAUUGCAGUGGAGGUGAGUGCAAUGUCGACUAUUCUGGAAAUGUACAUUUUGAAAAUGUGAAAAAAAAUGACUGUCUGCAAUCGAUCAUUUCUGACACACAAAAAAGACCACAUUGAGAUCAUUGGAUUAUCAAAGUAGGAUGGUUUUAUGGAAUAGACAUUUCAGUUUUUCAGGCAACACUGACAUCCAGUCCGCCUCCAUUGUAUUUGGUUAGCAGCCUGAAGUCCCGGUAGAAAUCUCCAUACAACUCCUGCAUCAUCCACAGGCUUUAGGCACGGCAAAGGUGGAAUGGUCCUUUUUAAAAGUACAACAGUGAGGCUGUUCCACUUGCCUCCCUCCUCCUGAUCCGAUGCCGGCGCGUUGGAAUGCCGUGCACACUGCUCCGCUCUGCUUUUGUAUCUGACGUUCGGUGGAGCCGGAUUGCAGAAUCGGGUCACGAGCGUCUCCAUGCAUCUCUCCGCACAUCAUUUCACUUUCCUGGCAUAGACUGGUAGUGAUGUUUAAACCUUUGCCUUAAGUCAGACUUGCUCAGGCAAGGGAUCGCUCAUCCCCCCCCACUUUGAAACAGCGUUUAAAGGUUCACCCUCUUCCCCCUGCACAGGGCAUGCAGGAGCAGUGUGCAUUCAUUCUGUUAAUUACCAAAGCAAGUGAAUAAUUGAAAGCCAUUUUGAAUUCAAUUUGUGUCCUGCUCCCCCCCCCCCAUCAGCCGCAUGUGUUAAUCAUGCAUUUUUUUGUUUGAAUGUUCCUCAAUCCUCAGCAGCAGUUCGUUGUGUACAUCCUCUUUGUGGCGUUAUGUGCGAUCAGACCGAUAUCAUACAAGCCUUAAUAGACAGUGCUGCUCCAACUUGUGGAAAUGUAGACGCUGACUGAGCCCUUGUUGUUUCCUCCUGUACAGGCAGCCAGUUGCUGAAAUUAGUUGCCUAGCAGCUGCAAAGUUAAUUCGGAAUUAAAAAGAAAAUGGGCUAGAUGACUUCUGCUCUUGUGCACAAAAAGCUCCGUUUGUUAUCAGUUCCGUUUUUUUCCAAGAUACUUUCAGUUGCUUCACUUGUUUGUUUACAGCUUCAGUAUCUUGGCCUGGCAUCUUUCUGAUCAGAUACCAAUGCAAUCCAAUUCAUCCUGUCAUUCAAAAAGAAAUCAUAUUCAGAAGCAACAAGAAGGCUGAGAAGUUAAAAGUAUUUAAAACCACGUUUUACACUGAAUGUUUUCUAUUCUGUAGAGAAAUAUUAAUAUAAUUUGAGGUCUAAUGGAAUCAAAAACAUAAAUUUAAUUUUUUUUAAUUAGUUUGUGGCACUGGUGUCAUCUUUUGUUUUCUAAAGCUAUUUUUAUGUUUUCUUCAAAUUAAUACCCUUGAUAAUAUUAAAGGAUUUAAUCACAGCAUCUCCGGACUUUUUUUCUGAGUUUCUCUGUUUGCACAGUGCAAGUUCAGGGGAAGUUUAAUCAACAGUUGGUCAACCUGUUCCUCAGUGCAUCUCGUCCAUCAACAGAACCGUUGUCACAGCCACAUUUACAUGCAUCCUGUCAUUUAUAAUAACACAUCUGCAUUUUUCCAGUCCGAUGACGUGACUGCAUAAACUAGACGUACGAAAGGCUGACGUCAAAUUCACUUUCAGAAGUUGUAGAGAUUUAAGUAGUGGUUAUUUAGCAGUCAACCUUUUGACUGACACAAUGGCCAACUGUUUUAAUAUAUAGUCACAGGGUGUGAGCGGAUGUUAAGAGAUUGUAUAAUUGUGUACAUAAUGUAAAUGAUUAUGAUCACUUUUAGAAAUUGCAACAAUGCUCUUGUUUUUUUUUUUUUUUUUGGCAGUAGUUCUUUUGAAAGACGAGCCUCGAGUUCCAUCGAAUACCAAAUGUUCCCCUGGUGGAAAAAGCUACAGCAAGAUUUGUUAAACGUGUCUUUAGGGUCGGAGCUGUAAUUCCCUUCAGUGAUGCUUCUCUUUGGGAGGAAAGCCACUGGCAGAAUGCUGUAGUCUCGCACAGCAUAUUUCCAACUAUGUAAUUAGCCGUGGUUUGUUUUUGCAUGAUGUGCACUAUUGCACGGUCACUGAAUCGAGUUAAUUCUAACUCAGGGACACUUUUUUUUUUUUUUUUCUUUUUUUUGGGGGGGGGAAGACUGACAAUGCAACGGCUGUGGCAUCAACUCUGAAUUUGAACCUGAAUAAAGAGGCUUUCUGAGGAAA